This is a messenger RNA of Racocetra persica, 732 nucleotides long. The record is from the annotation of a GenBank genome assembly. NCBI's taxonomy places the organism in Eukaryota, Fungi, Glomeromycota, Glomeromycetes, Diversisporales, Gigasporaceae.
AUUGGUUGUUUGCUGAUCUCCCUGACGAUUCAGAAGACUCAGACAAAGAGUUUGUUCUUGGAGAUAAAGACUAUGCGGAAGACAAUAGCGAUACUUCUGAAGAAUAUGUUUCCGAGAAUAGUGAUGCGUCCGUUGAUCUCAACGGUCAAGAUUCAACGACAAACGACGAUAGCAAUUUGUCACAAUUUACCAACAGUACAGAUCAUAGGUCUGCUCGAGUUAAUGGUUUGAAUAACGGGCAUAAUCAAAUUUCGAACGGCAGAAAGUCAAAUUCUCACCUGCUAAAUGAUAUACUUCAGUCUAACUUUGAUUCUUGUCCACCUCCUAUACCGAAUUCUCAAGUUUUUGCACUCGAUAAUGAAUUGCAGAAAUUAGAUGUUCCAUUUCCAAUUUUCUCAGAGCAAUUUACACAGUUCCAUGAAGAUUCUUUGUACCUUUUAUCAUUUCCUUGUUUUCAUAUCAACUUUGAUGCCAUACAAUACAAAGAACAAGAAAUGGAAUUGAAAUCCCUUGCCAUCACUGAUCGUCAGCUCACAGAAAAACAAGCGGUGGCAGGAUCACAAGUUCAAAGUUCUAAAGCUCUGUCAGAGGCUAAGAAAAUGGAGCAUAAAGAUAUUACUGAUCUUAAUAGAGAUUUAAGAGACCAAGCUGAGUCAAUUCACAAAGUACUUUUGCCGAUUUUCAAUAGAUUACUAAAUAAGGAUGAAGAUCAAUUAGAUGCAGUCAACAUUG